AUGACCACCCCGUCACCCGUUGGAGCCUUUGCCUGGCCUGGUAGUCCCAGCGCCGUUGGAACGAUGAUAGCCACUCCUGAGAUCAAAAUACCAGACCCUGUCUACAAUGGCCUGGGCUUACAGACCGCUCGCAACAGGAACAACCGGACAAGAAAUCAGUUCCGACCCAGGGCGGCAGGCAAAGGUGGCGCCACGAGCUACCAGCUACGACAAUAUGCCGAGGCGACCCUGGGCGGUGGGAGCCUGAGGAAGGUAGUGAAGCUUCCGGAGGGUGAGGAUGAGAACGAGUGGCUUGCUGUCAACAUGGUGGAUUUCUACAAUCAAAUCAACCUGCUAUAUGGCGCCAUUACAGAGUUCUGCUCGCCGCAGACAUGUCCAGAGAUGAAGGCAACGGAUGAGUUUGAGUACCUUUGGCAGGAUAACGAAAACUUCAAGAGGCCGACGAAGAUGGCUGCCCCAGCAUACAUCGAACAACUGAUGUCAUGGGUCCAGGGCAGCAUCGAUAAUGAGCAAGUUCUGCCCAGCCGCAUCGGUGUUCCAUUCCCCAAGACAUUCCCAUCCCUUGUUCGCCAGAUCUUCAAGCGCAUGUACCGAGUUUACGCCCACAUCUACUGCCACCAUUACCCAGUAGUUCGUGAGCUCGGUUUGGAGCCGCACCUGAACACGAGUUUCAAGCAGUAUGUCUUGUUUAUCGACGAACAUAACUUGGCGAGCGGAAAGGACUACUGGGGACCCUUGGGCGAUUUGGUGGAGAGUAUGCUUAAGAGUGACUGACAUAUCUCGGACCCAACUCGACUGGGACUUUCACCAUAAUUGACCAAGGGCGCUGGAUACCUUGAAACUACGCCGCUGAGGGUUCAAGAUCUUUACUUGAAUCGGUUAGGUCUUUUUCUCGCCGUCUUUCUUUCUUGCUGGCUUUGCAUGGGGCGUUGGGUUGGUUGCAUUUAUACAUAUGAGGUUACGGUAGAUGAUAGGCAUGAAACUACUGUUGGGUUUCUCUUGUUGAAAUAGACUGAGAUGAACGAUCUCUGAAGUGUUUUUGAGCUUACAGGCAUCGCGAGGCAAAAGAUCUUCGGUCUCACUUGCCUACCUACGGGUGAUAUAGCAAGCGACAGUCUUUAUACCUUUCGACUCAACUAGACUGCCUGCUUUCACUCAUGUGAUUCUGCUCAAUAUCAUGGGAGCUGUGCGCCGGAGAUCCUUGGUCCCGACUGGCCGUGGAGGAUGGGUUUCGCUCUGUUUCUUGGUGUUGCUGGGAAUGAGUGGCGUUUAAUUCACUUCAUUGGGUUAAAAAAUACAUACCUA
Pyricularia grisea is the source of this 1305-nucleotide messenger RNA. RefSeq lists its product as uncharacterized. The record is from RefSeq and is a predicted model, not a curated record. Gene Ontology annotation, molecular function: protein kinase activator activity. Gene Ontology annotation, cellular component: nucleus; cytoplasm. Gene Ontology annotation, biological process: cell division; signal transduction; positive regulation of protein phosphorylation. The transcript has 3 exons. Lineage: Eukaryota; Fungi; Ascomycota; Sordariomycetes; Magnaporthales; Pyriculariaceae. The coding region runs from base 1 to 774 and encodes 257 amino acids.